Messenger RNA from Microsporum canis CBS 113480, 2832 nucleotides. RefSeq lists its product as hypothetical. Lineage: Eukaryota; Fungi; Ascomycota; Eurotiomycetes; Onygenales; Arthrodermataceae. Gene Ontology annotation, biological process: protein stabilization; telomere maintenance via telomerase. The record is from RefSeq and is a predicted model, not a curated record. Bases 1 to 2832 code for a protein of 943 amino acids. The transcript has 6 exons. Gene Ontology annotation, cellular component: cytosol. Gene Ontology annotation, molecular function: Hsp90 protein binding; telomeric repeat DNA binding.
AUGGAAGGGCUCUUAAAGGUCGUUAAAACGUCAGAUAACCUUGAAGACUCCUUAGCUGCAGAUUCUGCUCUUCGAGAAUCUUCGUCUCUUCCGCGGAUCUCGAUAAUUGAAGAACCCCAGCCUGAGACUAAGAUAUCAUCACCAGAAGAUGUGUUGCAACUAUUAAAAUCCAAGGCCCCUACAUCAGCAGUAUUAGAAGCAUUGAGAUUCCUUGACCCUGCUGGACUAGAGGAUGGAGACUUUAAUAUCAUUAUUCCGAGCUCGUUAGGAGCUCAAAUUCUUCAUGCAUUAAUCACCACUACUAUUCAUGAUCACUGGGCUAGCCUGGGGAUGGAAUAUAGCUUGGAAAAAUCAUACCAAGCGGACACCAAGCGGAGACCGCAAUCCAUACUACUUAGGUGUUUGAAAAGUGCUUCUGGGAUUGGGACUCUGCUAGCUCAUAUUCGGAGCCUUCUCCCUAGUCAAAAUCUUCUCCAAGGAAAGAAAACCACAUCCGACAAGGGAACAUUGAUUCAAGAUACUAUAUCAAUACUAUCAUGCCUAUUAUCCCCCAGUCAUUUACUAUUUCAGCUUUUUACCGAUAUGAAUCAACUCAUUGAUAAUACGGUUCAACGGCAGCUUCUUUGGCGGGAGAUCAUCUCUUUGCUUGCAUCUGGAAAAGUUCUUUCUAUAGCUGCUGAAUCACUUAAAUAUACAGAAUCAUCCACAGAAUUCCCCCCUACAGCAUGGAUCUCAAAUGGGAAACUCUAUGGUUCUUGGCUUGGACGAAAUAUAGGCUACAUGGUGUCUCAACUUCAGCUCGAUGAUAGUGAGGCGUGGAAGGAAUUGGCCGCCUUUACUAGUCGAUCAUUAAGCAUUGGUCAUCCAGAAAGGGAUGAGGGCAGCAAUGUGGAUACUGCUAUAUCUAAUAUCUCGGCCAUACUCUCCGUAAUAACGAGAAACGCUUCCACCUUGAAAGACUUCCUGAAGAGUUGGCUUAUAUCAGGAACAGGUGGUAGCAUAACUAGCAUUCAAAUGCGCCGUUCCUUGUUGGCCGCUUUCAGCUGUGAUACAGAGUCCCUUUAUCAAAUAUUUACAAAAUCAAUUGACCUUUUUGGAGACAAGCUCUCUAUUAAACACUCACCAAUACAGGCUCAGGAAGCGAAUGCGCAAGUCAUUCUCCUUACUUCUGGAUAUUUGCACAGACAUGAAGAAAGUGACCUUUUCAACCUUCUUCAAUCAAGUUCUUAUCUUUCUGCAAUUUCCAAUCGCCUCGGAGCAGCAUCCACUCGAUGUCGUUUUCUAGGUAUGGUUGUCGGCACCUCUCUGUCCAAGCUGACCGACAAACCAGAAAACUACCUGAAAUUUGACUUAGCGGAAAUGAAUAGCGAGGAAGCGCUAUGGUAUUUGAGGUUAUCGGACAUACAGGACAGGGUUGGCUCGAUGCAAGAAUUAAGGAAUACCCGUACAUUGCCUCAUAGCAGAACGACCAAAAAGAGGAAUUCAAGUAUAAAACAAAAGAAAAGACAGGAGCCUAAUACGGAGCCUGUCACGCCUAAAUUAUCUCCCCUACCAGAAUCGGACGAAUCCGAAGAGGAUAAUCUUACCCCAUAUCAAAAACCUGACGCCGAUGCCUCCGAUUCCGACGAGGAUCCAACACUUAUUCAGCGAUCCAAACCCAAUCCGCCUGUAUAUAUCAGGGAUCUUCUAAUGUACCUUCGCGACGUUGACAAUUACGACCGCUAUAGCUUAGGUAUAUCAACGGCACCCAGCCUCAUUCGGCGAAAAAUCGCUUUUGGUUCGGAACUGGACGAACACAUCAGAGACCUUGCCCUUACCCUUAUUGGAUUACAUGAUAAAUAUAACACCCCAAAAUUUCAAGAAUAUCGCCUGCAAAGUCUGGUCACGCUUAUUACUGCGCGCCCAUUGGUUUUAGGCCCAUGGGCAGCAAAUGCUUUCUUCAACAUUGAUCUAUCUCAGUCUCAGAGAUCCUCGUUGCUCAUCUCCCUAGGCCUAGCUGCACGAGAGCUCGCAGGAUAUAGGGAAGAGGAUAAUAUGGCCAUGAGCCUCCCUGCUUCUGCGGAUACAUCAUUCCCAUCCCAAAGGCUCCCACCUCAGCUUGAAAGCAAAUAUGGUUCAACGUCUGAAACGAACCCAAUUGAAGCUAUUUCAAAGACUAUUACCCGAACCUCCCUAGAACCGCUAGCCCUUAACGCUGCGGACACUCUUAGCGGGCCAAAUGCUCUCAAAGUUCGAAAAUUUUCGUCAAGAAUGGAAGUGGAGAAGAAGAAGCACGAACGGGAGCAACUGCGAAGAGCUAGGUCGAUUCCAAAAGAUCUACAUAAAACGCUCUUCGAAGCAUUCUUCCGCCCUUUAACUGGCGGAUUCGGGUUAAUGCUCUAUUCUAUGUCGUCGUACAACGGCAAUAACCCAUUUUUCGUUCCACACCUCCUUUCGCUCUUUAUGCAAACUAUUAACCUUGUCGUAUCGACAAUCGGGCCCAGCUCGGCUAACCAGCUGACCAUAACAUCCGAUGCAUUCACAUUACUAAUUUCCCUCCACAAUUCUCCAGUUGCAACAGAGCCAACAGUCCUCUCUGCCAUUCUCUCACUUUUCCUUACUGUGUUGGAUAUCAACAUUGCAUCAGGAACCUCUGGAGAAGAACAGUUAGUUACCGAAUUCGCAGAGCAAGUAAUGGAGUUGCGAGAAUGGGUAAGCGGUAUAUUCGAGAAGACACCAAAGGGGGACGACCAAAUUAGGAUGUUAGCAGCUGGCAUCAUGGUGAAACUAAGUGAAAUCAUGAACCGCUACCAAAAUAGGUUAUUUGGGAUAAAUGCCGAAUUUUCGUUUUAA